Molecule: messenger RNA, 1274 nt
Organism: Olea europaea var. sylvestris
Lineage: Eukaryota; Viridiplantae; Streptophyta; Magnoliopsida; Lamiales; Oleaceae
Product: telomere repeat-binding factor 4-like
Exons: 6
Coding region: 232-1026 (264 amino acids)
Biological process (GO): nucleosome assembly
Cellular component (GO): nucleosome
Molecular function (GO): double-stranded telomeric DNA binding
Source: RefSeq, a predicted model, not a curated record
ACCGAGCGGGAGUGAUAAAGAGGAAACGGCAGAUUUUCCCCCGUCGAGAGUUUCGCGCAUACACUUCAUUCUCUAAAUUCUGUAAAAUCUCUCAUUAGUCAACAAUUUUUUGCAUUCGAACGUAGAAGAUUAAUCGAUUUUUCAUCGGUACAUACCGAAAUUUCCAAUCAGUCCUUCGGACUGCUAACGGCGGCGAGGUGUAGUUAAUUUUUGUGAUUCCGGAAGGGUAAAAUGGGGAAUCAGAAAGUGAAGUGGACGGCGGAGGAAGAGGAAGCCCUAAAAGCGGGAGUGGUGAAGCAUGGCCUCGGCAAGUGGAAGAACAUUCUCAGAGAUCCUCAGUUCGCUCCCUACCUCAGUAAUCGUUCUAAUAUUGACCUUAAGGACAAAUGGCGGAACAUGUGUAUUAGCUACGGACAGUGCUCCAGAAAAAAAUCGAAGGCUUCUAGAGGAAAAACAAUUUCACCCACGGCUCUCUCCACUCUCACCACAGGAAACUUAGUUGCUGAGGCUGAUGCUGUUGAUGAUAUUUCCAGAAGCCCACGGGACGUCAGAGAUGCUCCAGGGUACAAAGCCAUGAUAUUUGAAGCACUAUCAUCCAUCAGAGACUCCAGUGGAUCCAAUAUUGAUGAUAUCAUGGGAUUUAUUGAGAAAAAGCAUGAAGUGCCACAAAAUAUCAGACGAAUACUGAGUACAAGGCUGAGGAGACUUGUCUUGCAAGGAAAACUUGAGAAGGUCCAGGACCGCUACAAGAUCAAAGAUGCUGCUUUGGGGACGAAAACACCUAUGCCAAAACAAAAAGAUAUAUCUGCUGAAACAGCGGAAGGUGCUGCUAUGACUGCUGCCUACAAGAUUGUGGAUGCAGAAUAUAAAUCGUUCGUGGCAGCAGAAGCAGUUAAAGAGGCUGAAAGGGUUUCAAAAAUGGCCGAAGAUGCCGAUUCAUUACUGUUGCUUGCGAAUGAGAUAUUUGAGAAAUGUUCAAGAGGUGAAACCGUUCGCUUGGCAAAGUCAUCCUAUAAUUUUGAUUAAAUACUAAAUUCUCGGUGUACAUAAACCCGGUCGAGAAUGGAGAUACUCUCCGCGGGUGGAACUAUUUUGCUCUAGUUAGAAGGCAAUAGGCUUAAGCAUUUUGUAGACUCGAGGGUUGGUUUCUUAUUUUGCUACGAUUUUAAGAACCAUUGCUCAUUACAGUUGUGCAUUCUACCCUUCUAUGAUUAUCUUUGUAGCUGUGAAAUAUUAGUUUUUAAUUAGUUAAUUUAUCGCUCUUGUUUGUUUUC